Molecule: messenger RNA, 1235 nt
Organism: Ctenocephalides felis (cat flea)
Lineage: Eukaryota; Metazoa; Arthropoda; Insecta; Siphonaptera; Pulicidae
Product: tRNA pseudouridine(38/39) synthase-like
Exons: 9
Coding region: 87-1235 (382 amino acids)
Biological process (GO): tRNA pseudouridine synthesis; mRNA pseudouridine synthesis
Cellular component (GO): nucleus; cytoplasm
Molecular function (GO): RNA binding; pseudouridine synthase activity
Source: RefSeq, a predicted model, not a curated record
GAUACAUAACCUUAAAAAUGUGAAAUUAAAAUAAUAAAUAUUUAUUCAAUUUAAAUAAUAUAUUACAAGUAAUUAAUAGUUUAGUCAUGACUAAUGUAGUGUUGACUAAAAAUAACAAGAAGACACAAGUGGACGAUUUACAAAAACUUGACAAAGAGGACCUGAUAGCCAAAAUAAUCCAACUCGAAGCCCACAACACGCAGUUGAAAAAUAUAAUACAGAAAUCACAAGCUGGCAGUGAAAAAGAUGUGAAUGAAAAAUAUAAAGGCAAAGGAUAUGAUUUUGCAAAUUCAUACAGCAGACACAUACUUUUGAAGUUUUAUUAUCUCGGAUGGGAUUAUAAUGGUUAUGCUAGUCAAGAGGAUAGUACGAAGACUAUCGAAUAUCAUUUAUUUAAAGCCUUAACAAGAGCAUGUCUUAUAGAAAGUCGACAAACAUGUAACUAUCACAGAUGUGGUAGGACCGAUAAGGGUGUCAGCGCCUUUAGUCAGGUCAUUUCCCUUGAUAUUCGAAGUCGUCUGUCACCAGAAGAACAAAUGAAUGAGGAAUCUCGAGAUAAAGAAUUAAAUUAUUGUCAUAUUUUAAAUCGUCUACUGCCAAGUGAGAUAAGAUGUGUCGCUUGGGCUGCUGUGAAAGAUUCAGAUUAUAGUGCAAGAUUUAAUUGCAAAAUGAGGACGUACCAUUAUUAUUUUCCACGAGGGAAACUAAAUAUAAAUGUAAUGCAAGAUGCUUGUAAGCUUCUGAUAGGCAGUCAUGAUUUUCGAAAUUUGUGUAAAAUGGAUGUUGCGAAUGGAGUCAUUGAUUUUAUGCGAACUGUGAAAGAUGCUGAAAUAAUUUGUGUUUCAAAACAGUUUAAGGAUACUGAAUCAGGGUAUGACAUGUUCGCUUUCAAGAUAACAUCGAAAGCUUUCCUUUGGCACCAAAUCCGUUGCAUCAUGGCUAUCCUGUUACUAAUUGGAAAUGGAUGCGAAGAACCCAGUAUCAUCACUGAAUUAUUCGAUGUGGAAAAGAAUGGAUGCAAACCGCAAUACAGUUUGGCCUCGGAUGUCCCAUUGAACUUGUACAGAACUCGAUACGAUCUCAACGAAGCCAGGACCUAUAAAGUCGAUCCGGCUGAUUUUAAUCCCGACGAUUUGAAUUUCGAUGAAAACAAAGACUGGUGCUUCGACAGAGAUAAUUUGAGGCACGUCAUCGAAGAAUUGCAAGGACAAUGGACACAGCAAAAUGUUAAGUAA